UCGGAGGGGGACUAAUGUCUACGUUGAUUGGUCCAACUUAUAAGUCACGCCCCCCACGGCGCGCCAUCUGUAGAAGCUAUGCCGUCUUUUUUAGCAAAACAUUGACUACUUGAAUAAUUACUUUGACUACGCGAAUUACUACCAGAAUGGACGGAAUGCUGAACUCUGAAAAGUGGACUGAUGCGGAGGUGCAGGCGCUGCUGGCCAUGUACGCCAACGAGGAGGUGCAGAGGGACCUGGAAGGAUCCACAAGAAACAUUAAAAUCUUCGGGAAGAUCUCCAGUGAGCUAGCGCAAAUGGGGGUUUACCACACGGUCAAGCAGUGCAGAGAGAAGGUGAAGAAGCUGAAACAAGACUACAAGAAGAUAAAGGACCACAACAACCAGUGCGGUGCGAAUCGCAAAACGAGCAAGUGGUACGCCACACUGGACAGUAUUCUUGGCCACCGUCCAGCAUACUCUGGCAACGCCGCCAGGAAGGACUCUGCCACCGGGUUCUUGGAGACGAUCGUCGGCUCAGAGUACACUCCACCGUCGGAUGAGAGUCUUCAAGAAAUGUGGGCGCGCCACACCGUUCCGUGGACUGUCAACGAGGUGCAGACUUUCCUCGGCAUCAUGGGUGAAGAGGAAAUACAACGAGAGCUGGAUGGAUCGGCGAGGAAUAAAGCGGUUUUUCAGCUCGUUUCUCGGCGCAUGGCUGCCCACGGCUUCCAUCGCACGUCCGAGCAAUGCAGGAUAAAAAGUAAAAAGCUCCGGAGCGACUACAGGAGAAUCAGGGACCGCAACAGUCAGGGUGGUGUAAAUAGGAAAAGCUGGAGAUGGUUCGACGUGAUGGACGCCAUCUACGGCCACAGGCAGGCGAGCAUUGGAAGAGAGGGGGGCCUCGACUCGGCCACGGCUUUGCUGGAGUCCAUGGUGCAGCCGCACGAUUCCACUUCUACAAGCAACAACACAAGCGCUGGUUGUACACCGACAACCUCCAGCAGCAAAAUGACGCCGCAGCGUCUAGUAAUGGAUUCCACCACUACGACUAACAUUCCUGUAAGCUACAACAUCACCUUCAUCCCCUGCCCUCCACCAGCCCAAACACCUUGCCCCACAGAGGACUCACAAGACCCAGAUUCCUACUCCAUGCAAGUAGAAGAUGUUGGCAUCCCGUGUAACAGUACAACAGUGACUCUCUCUGCACUGGAAAUGUCCGACAAAGAUAAGGCCUUGCACAUCUGGUCAAGUGAUGAGGUCCAAGCACUGUUGACACUUUGGGGAAAUCCCACUGUUCAAGAAGAGCUUCUCCUCAACGUGAGGAAUAAUAAAGUUUACACUGGCCUCAGUACUAAACUAGCGGCGCUUGGAUUCAACAAGACACCACAGAAGUGCAGGGAGAAAAUCAAAAAACUGAAGCAGGAGUACAAGAGAAUCAAAAACAGUCAGCCCAACAGCAGCCAUAGAAGUGUAUGGUUUGCCAUCAUGGAUGACAUCCUCAGUUCCACGGCUGCAGCACCAAGAUGUUCAGAAACAACCGAGCCCUCGCUGCUCAGUCAGUCACAGUCUGCCCUGGAUGUAGAUACCGAUGAUGACACCCAGUGGUUGCUUGAUGAAGUCCAAGUUCUGAUGACCCUCUGGGCACAACCAAACAUUCAGAAACAGCUUCUCAACACAGCAACAGUCGAUCAGGUCUUUGAAUACCUCAGCAGCGAACUCACGUUUGUGGGGUUCAACAAGACCCCACAUCAGUGUCGUCUUAAAGUGAAUAACCUUAAGGAGGAGUACAGGAGAAUCAAGGAAUUGGAACCAUACAGGGACGUUCGAAACGACUGGUUUGCAAUUUUGGAUAGCGUCCUUGGCCCUGGUGGAGAGACUUCUACAGAGGUGGAUUCAUCUGCUGCGCUGACACAACCUAAUUCACCAAAAGUCGAGCAUGUGAAUGAUAUGUCGCGGGCUGUUUGGACGUCCGAUGAAAUCAAAGUGCUGCUCACCCGAUGGGCAGAGGAGAGCAUCCAGGAGGAGCUUAGAUCAACUCAGAGAAACGAGAGAGUGUUCGCUCAGCUGAGCUCCGAGCUCGCCACUCAGGGCUUUGAUAAAACCACCAGCCAAUGCAGGUCCAAAAUAAAAUUGCUGAAACGAAAGUACAGAAGGACUAAGGAACAGAAGGAAUCUAAAAGGACGAAAGGCAGAUGGUUUGCCAUCAUGGAUAAAGUCCUUGGUCGUUGUAAACCAGUGUCUGAGACUGAACGAGAAGCUGAAGUCAUGGAUUCAGCCCCUACAUUUCUACAGACAUCACAGCAAGACCUUUCUGAAACAGUAGAAGACUUAGGAUGCCGCCUGUCCGUCUCCUCAUUGUGUCUCCUGGUUCCAACCCUGCGUCUGAUGUGUGCCUUUGCCUGGCGAGUGAUCCAGUGUUGUAAUGUCCUACAUUAUGGAAAGGUGGAGGAGCUGGUGAGGUUGGUGACGGAGCUGGCUCCAGAGUUGCUGACGCCCAGAGAGAGAGUGCAACUCCUGCUCAGACUAAGGGCAAGGGUGGUGUUGGAUUUGUGUCGCUGUGAGAGCACAGCUAACCUCGUGUAUAUCCAGCCCCACCUGACGGUCAUUCAAAACCUCACAACGGGCUCCACUUGUGAUCAGGAGGAAUUGGAAAAUUCUAAGUCAAACUUUGUGGAAGUUGUUUAUACCCUGCUCGAGGACACGGAGAAGAGAAAUGUGUUUUUCAAGGAGGUCUUCCACAUCCACUAUGGCCAGCAGUAUGAGGCCACAUUGCAUACAUUGGUAUGGAAAUUCAUCUCAAGACUGGAUAAUCUUUUGCCUGUACCAGAUAUCAAACAGACUGCUGAGUGGCUCAGCACUGCCCCCUCUGUCAUGGAAGAAUGUGGACAGCUGGUUUUGGAACCAGAGCAGCUGAAGGCGCUACUGCACUUCCACCAGCAACAGUCAGGAAGCACAAACAAACGCUACUCUCAAACUCAGAAUAUGUUUUUGCCGAGGCUGUCCUUUCCUCACGAACCAAACUCGAGGCAACUUGCUUCAGAGCAACAGGCAUCGUCUACAGGCGACACAGAUGGACAGUCUGAUUAUAGCGAGGAAAACCAAGGUGAUGAUGAACUGGCUCUGGAGGACCGUAGCAAAGGAGAUGAAGUCCUGGAGAUAAAAGAAGAGUUGAAAGAAGAACAAAGCGAUGACCUAACCGCAGCCAACUGCUCAAAUUUAAACAAUCGUAUGCCUUUAGGACUGCACACCUGCUCUUUGUGUCCCUACUCUGACGGCCAAGUGUCAGGUCUUCUGCAGCACAUCAGAAAGGCCCAUCUGAGUCUGGAACCCAGCCGACUGCAGUCCAAAGAACCUAGGACAGCCACUGUCCUUCAGAAAGUAGACCCUGAAACAUGCACUCCUGAGACACUGCCCUUCCACUGCGACGAGUGUGAGAAGAAGUACUCCUCGAGGGCGUCUCUGAAUGUGCACCGCCGGAUUCACACGGGCGAGACGCCAUAUUUGUGUUCGCACUGUGGCCGGGGCUUCAGAACUUCAAAUGGCCUUAAUUUUCACGUUCGAAUACACACAGGAGACCGGCGCUAUAAAUGUCCCAUUUGUGGGAAGACUUCGAUCCAGCACAUGAUGAGACACAUGCGGAUGCACAGAGGGGAAAAGAACUUCCUGUGUACAGAAUGUGGGAAAGCUUUUCUCACCUCCGGGGAGUUAAAGCUCCACACGAGGUCUCACACGGGCGAGCGCCCCUACACGUGCAAAGACUGCGGGAGAGGUUUCACAGCAAAGUGCCUAUUGACGGUUCACAUGCGGCGUCAUACAGGAGAGAGCCCUUAUAGGUGUUCAGUUUGUCCCAAAUCCUUUAAGACUUCGAGAAUGCGGAAAAGGCACAUGAUGAUCCACUCAAACAACAAGUCUUUCCAGUGUUUAAAGUGCGGUAAAAUCUUCAGGCACAAAGACACUUUUAAAAUGCAUGUUCAGACACACGAUUGAAAGUAGUAGCUGGUGUUUUUAUACAACAAUUGUAAAAUAUUUGUAUGUCAUUCUGGUUUAAACAGUGCAACUUUCAGUAUGGCCAAGCAGUCAGAUUUUAUUUAUAUUAUAUUUUAUUAUUUUUUAGAUAUUCCCAUAUCAUCUGUAAGCUCGUACUGACCCUGCUUGUAUAUCAGCAAGGCCCUAAUAAUCAUCAACCAUAAUAAUCAAAAUAUAGUACCUCCCUUAAUGCAUGAAGGACCAUUAUUUUCUGAAAACUAUGCAAAGGCAUUCCAAAAACAUGGCACUUAGUGCACACUUAUUAUUAAGAGUUUGUGUGAGCCACAGAAGUUGUUGCUAUCCAGUUGCAUCAUGGAAAUUGUAGGAUCUAGUGUUUUGGUGGUUUAGCUUAACUCAGAACUAAAAAGUCAGGAUAUCCCAGUCACUGCACAGAUUUUGAAUAAUCUUUUUUUUUUUAUAUAUAUAUGUUUAUUGUGAGUCCCCUUAAGUUAGUUAAUUAAAAUGCAAUGCUAAAUCACUGGAGAGCUCCUUUUUUAAAGGUUGCUGCUUGUUUGUCUCCCCAAAAUACACAAUGUCAUCCUGGCAUACGUGCGACCGUCCUGUGGCUUGUCCCACGGCAGGAGCAGCGUGUCAGGAAGGCCUAUCAAGGGUUCUCCAACCAGAGCUCUUAGCAAUAAUGCCAACACAAAGCCAGAGCAGGCCAGGUAGUGGUUCACCCACCGAGAUAAGGUGCCAGAACAGGUGAACAGACCAUGUUGUCACGGCCAGGCCUGCCCCUAUUAUUCCACACAGGAGGAUCAACACGCACACAAGCACACACACAAGUUGGCAGUUGGCAAGAUCGCAGGGUGUGUGGAAUACACCAACUACCAAUUCUACAGUAUAGUGGCCACAGGGAACACAGUUCUGUUUGUUAUUUUCACAUAGAUGCACAAUUCUAACAUUGUAGACUCAUUACAGCUUCUCCUUUUGGCCUAGGUUUCUCCUACUCCUAGUAUGACAGAAAUGCUUAUUCCAAGAUGGCAAAGAAAAUGACAAUAUAGUUAAAUCUAAGUACUGCCAGAUGGUGCUGCUGCCCCAAUGAGUGACGGGCUCCAGCAUAGCAGGUGAUCUUGUUUAUCACAUAAAUUACAAAGUAUUUCCCAACCACAGAAUUAUGUCAUUUACCCUUUUUGCCUAAACGUAUAUCAACAGUCUGGACUUUUAUUGCAGCUGACACCGCUUUUCCAACUUUGUUACCAUCAUACUCUCUGCACGGGAUUUACUCCUCACUGCCACUGACCCCGACCUCUUAGUGUCACUUCUCUCGCCUCUGGUUUGACCCCCCACCAACCCCCCCGGAUCUUAUAGAGCCAGCCACACUGAUUCAGAAAGCCAGCCCACAGUGAGCUCACUGGGUAAGUCUGCUGCUGUUGACAUCCAUAUGACUACAUGGGAUUGUUGAGGGUGCUUAGUCAUUCAAGACAUUUGCUGUAAUGACUUGACCCUGUUUGAAAAGGAGCACAGCGGAAUGGAGCUCAAUGAAUAGAGGAACAUAUGGGCUAAUGUAGUGCUGGAAAUAUGCGAAGCAUGAAUGACAUGGAAAACAAAUGACUGUUAGUGUAUGUUAUGUUGAGGUUCACAUGAAUAAAUA
This is a messenger RNA of Perca flavescens (yellow perch), 5601 nucleotides long. RefSeq lists its product as uncharacterized. Bases 147 to 3968 code for a protein of 1273 amino acids. Lineage: Eukaryota; Metazoa; Chordata; Actinopteri; Perciformes; Percidae. Gene Ontology annotation, biological process: regulation of gene expression. The record is from RefSeq and is a predicted model, not a curated record. Gene Ontology annotation, cellular component: nucleus. The transcript has 14 exons.